Molecule: messenger RNA, 2135 nt
Organism: Ilex paraguariensis (yerba mate)
Lineage: Eukaryota; Viridiplantae; Streptophyta; Magnoliopsida; Aquifoliales; Aquifoliaceae
Source: the annotation of a GenBank genome assembly
CUAUAUGCUGCAAUCCCCUGCACUUCUCACUCUCUCUCUCUCUCUCUCGCUCUCGGUUCAAUCAACUUUUCUCUUUUGCUUUUCACCAUUUUUUGAUUCUUCAGCUUUUCUGUUUUGGCUCUUCCUCUUUCUAUCUCAUUGAUUCACUCAAAUUCCAUGACAAUUUGACAAGAAGAACCCAAAACUUGUCUGACUAACUAUUGAUUGAUUCACUAGAUACCCAGUUGGAUUUCGAGUACAGAGAAGGUUUGUCAAGUGAGUUUUAGUUAUGGAAGCUCCAAAACCAGAAGAAAUAAGUCAUCCUCCAAUGGACCAACUUCAAGGUUUAGAGUAUUGUAUAGACUCCAAUCCUUCAUGGGGGGAGGCAAUAGCUUUAGGCUUCCAACACUACAUCUUGGCUUUAGGGACUGCAGUGAUGAUUCCUUCAUUUCUUGUUCCUUUGAUGGGUGGAUCUAAUGAUGAUAAGGUGAGGGUAGUGCAGACUCUGCUAUUUGUGGAGGGAAUUAAUACACUCAUACAAACGUUAUUCGGAACCCGACUACCGACUGUGAUUGGAGGAUCUUGGGCAUUCAUGGUCCCCAUUAUUUCUAUAAUUCAUGACUCUUCCUUGCAGGCAAUCCCAGACCCUCAUGCAAGAUUUCUUAAUACCAUGAGAGCAACACAAGGUGCUUUGAUAGUAGCAUCAAGUGUGCAGAUUAUUUUAGGAUACAGUCAGCUGUGGGCUAUUUGCUCCAGGUUUUUCAGCCCGCUUGGAAUGGCUCCAGUAAUUGCACUGGUGGGAUUUGGCCUGUUUGAUAAAGGCUUCCCAGUGGUUGGACGGUGCGUGGAAAUUGGUGUUCCUAUGCUUAUCUUAUUUGUUGCCUUCUCUCAGUACUUGAAACAGUUUCAGACAAAGAAACUGCCGAUAUUGGAGCGUUUUGCUCUCCUUAUAUCAACUACAGUGAUAUGGGCAUAUGCACAUCUCCUGACAGCCAGUGGUGCAUACAAACAUAGUCCAGAUUUAACCCAAACUCACUGCCGCACUGACAAAGCCAAUCUCAUUUCUUCUGCACCAUGGAUAAAAAUUCCAUAUCCGCUUCAAUGGGGUGCUCCUACUUUUGAUGCUGGUCAUGCUUUCGGAAUGAUGGCUGCUGUAUUUGUCUCAUUGGUUGAGUCAACUGGAGCAUAUAAGGCAGCAGCUCGUUUAGCAAGCGCUACACCACCUCCAGCUCAUGUUCUUAGCCGUGGCAUUGGUUGGCAGGGAAUUGGAAUCCUACUCGAUGGACUCUUUGGGACAGUCACUGGCUCUACAGUUUCUGUAGAAAAUGUGGGUCUUCUUGGAAGCACUCGUGUAGGUAGCCGCAGAGUUAUUCAGAUCUCAGCUGGAUUUAUGAUCUUCUUCUCAAUGCUAGGGAAAUUUGGAGCAUUGUUUGCAUCAAUACCUUUCACUAUAUUUGCUGCUGUAUAUUGUGUUUUCUUCGGCAUUGUAGCUUCGGUGGGGUUGUCUUUUUUGCAAUUCACAAACAUGAAUUCAAUGAGAAACCUCUUCAUUACGGGUGUUUCCCUCUUCCUGGGUUUGUCUAUUCCCGAGUACUUCAGGGAAUACACUGCUGCUGCUCUUCAUGGUCCUGCUCACACCAAAGCUGGAUGGUUCAAUGAUUUUCUCAAUACCAUCUUCUUGUCCUCCCCGACUGUUGCCUUGAUCAUCGCUGUGUUCCUCGACAAUACACUUGAUUACAAGGACAGUGCUAGAGACAGAGGGAUGCCAUGGUGGGUCAAAUUCAGAACAUUCAAGGGAGACAGUCGAAACGAAGAGUUUUACACCCUCCCUUUCAACCUCGACCGCUUCUUCCCUCCAUCUUGAUGUAUCAAACUAGAGAAAGAUAAAAAAGUUUGGAGACAUUUUGCCAUAUGCAGAUAAGAAUGAUGAUGAUCACAUUCUCGUGAAGAAGAGAUAGGAAGUCAUGUUUUGUCAAUAGUCAUGCUUUCUAUGCCUGCCCUUUUCUUUCUUUUAGCAUUAAUUCUAUAUGUCUUUUGCUUGGAAUUUUCAGGUUUUCUCUAAUAAAACCUAUUCAUUUUUUCUUCAAACUUGUAAUAUAUGGUUGGACCGCAAUUUGUUUUGGAACAUCCACAAGCUUCCCUACGUAAUUGGCUUU